Molecule: messenger RNA, 723 nt
Organism: Mollisia scopiformis
Lineage: Eukaryota; Fungi; Ascomycota; Leotiomycetes; Helotiales; Mollisiaceae
Product: class I glutamine amidotransferase-like protein
Exons: 1
Coding region: 1-723 (240 amino acids)
Cellular component (GO): nucleus; cytosol
Source: RefSeq, a predicted model, not a curated record
AUGAGCAAUCUCAAGGUCGCCGUUUUAAUGAAUGGCUUCACAUCACCCAACACGCCGAUGAUACGCGACUCCUUCAUAUCUGCUCUCGAAGCUGCUGCAUCUUCGAUCGAUAGCUUCGAAACUCCGACAAUAGAUUUCUACGACCCCAUCGUUGCACAGAUCCAUCCUGAUCUAAGUGCCUACGACCUGAUCGUCCUCUCUGGAGGAACCGUAGAUCCAAUGGGCUCUGAUCCAUGGGUAUUGAAAUUGCAGACGUACCUAAACACAACAGUCGCCGAGCAUCCGAAGCAGAAGAUCGUCGGAAUAUGCUGGGGACAUCAAACGACAUCUGUCUCCUUCGGCGGGAAGGUUGGGAAUAUGGAUGGGCCGGAAAUUGGAGUACAUCAAAUUACUCUCACACCCGAAGGAAAGAAGAUGUUUCCAUUCGCACAAGAUGGGAAGUUGAACAUACACGAGUUCCAUCGAAGGGAAAUCAAGAGUCCUGCAAAGGGAUUCGUGCCGUUGGCGGAAGGGAGCCAGAGUUUUAUCAACGAGGCCAAUACCAUAAUAACGUUUCAAGGCCAUCCAGAAUUGAAUGCUGCUUUGGCGAAGAACUUCGUGGAAACCACACCUGCUUAUAUGGGAUUGGAUGAUGAGAAGAAGGCAGGGUUGGUUGCGAGUGCGGGCUUGGAGCAUGAUGGAGUAAAGAUAUGGGAGAGGAUCCUAAGGUGGGUCAAAGAGUGA